UAAUCAAUUACAUACCUGGUCUCAUUGGCCACGACGACGACGACGAACUCAGCAUAUAUACUCGACAUAAGGUCAUGAAUCAGACACGAUAGACAAAAUGUCCUCUCUAAGAUAUGGCUUUCGCUGUCUUAGAGAUCUUCGGCCAACUAUAACUCGACACUCUCAAUCUAUAAGAGCCGUCACGAAUUCGCAAUCGCGCCGAACACUAGCGACGAACACAGAUGGCCAAAGAGAUGAUAUAGAUUCUUUCAGCCGGCUUAUGCAGGCUGUUGACCGAAGUCCUGAGGCAGAUUCUGUCCAGGUAGCCUACCGGCGUCCCAUGCCGGUUUCCCCAUCCUACUUCUCGCGUCAAACAGCAUUCAACGACAGUUUCGUCUUGGUUCAGGACCUUGCCCGAAAAUAUGGACGCCUUCCCACCGCCGCCCCAAACCAAAUUCAGCGGGUAGCAUGGAAGACGAGAGAGCAGUAUCGAUUAUCAGUUGGUGAAGGAGUAAAAGCGAGAGACUUCGCGACCUGCAUCAAGCUAGUUAAGAGAUUAAGUCAGAUUCAUCCUGACUUGAUGCCUGAGGAGGUCACCCAGGGUCUUAAACCAUUCAAGCGAGAUAUCAACGUAUACCUCAACAAAGCAAAGCAAAUCCCAGUCGACAGGUUUGGUAGAUCACACGGCGUCGGCAGACGGAAAUCUUCAGUUGCCAGAGCCUGGCUUGUAGAAGGGACAGGAGAUGUCCUUAUUAAUGGGAAGGCUAUCAGCGAUGCAUUUGGGAGGAUUCACGACCGAGAAAGCGCGCUUUGGGGCCUGAAAACAAUGGAGAGAAUGGACAAAUAUAACGUAUGGGCUCUCGUGGAAGGCGGUGGAACCACUGGACAAGCUGAAGCGCUUGCAAUGGCUAUUGCCAAGGCCCUGGCCGUUCACGAGCCGGCAUUGAAGGCACCUCUAAGGAAAGCUGGUUGCCUUACUCGUGAUCCGAGAAAGGUUGAGAGGAAGAAGCCUGGCCACGUCAAAGCGAGAAAGAUGCCCGCAUGGGUCAAGAGAUAGAGCGACCUACGUAUGAAAUUUUGCAAUAAGAUCGGCCAACCAGAGUUCUCUGCGGUCCUUGAGCAAGCUAGAAUCGUCGAAG
This is a messenger RNA of Annulohypoxylon maeteangense, 1118 nucleotides long. Its product is annotated as 37S ribosomal protein S9. NCBI's taxonomy places the organism in Eukaryota, Fungi, Ascomycota, Sordariomycetes, Xylariales, Hypoxylaceae. Gene Ontology annotation, cellular component: ribosome; mitochondrial small ribosomal subunit. Bases 98 to 1036 code for a protein of 312 amino acids. The transcript has 2 exons. The record is from RefSeq and is a predicted model, not a curated record. Gene Ontology annotation, biological process: translation. Gene Ontology annotation, molecular function: RNA binding; structural constituent of ribosome.